AUGAAUAAAUUUGGAAAGAUAUCGACCAUUGCCGCAUUAGUUCCUUGUGGAAAAGAUUGUCCCACAUACAUGUCGCAUAAACAAUGUGAAGAUGCAUCAACAAAAGAUAGUGUGUGUCUGUGGUGUGAUAAAGUGAACAUGUGCAUUAGCAGCAAUGAUGAAGAAACUCGUUACAUCAAAGUAAAUGGUUGCGGGAAUGUAGGUAGCUUGAAUGUCAGCGAUCCAAGUGAACCCACACCUAACAAACAAGAAGUAACCAAUGAAGAAGACAUUGAAGCUGAAUCGGAAAACGAUUUGAAGAAAACUACUGAAAAACAUGAACCACAUGUGACGGUCUCAAUUGUCAGUGUUUCGAGUGAACCAACACUUAACAAACAAAGAGAAACAAAUCAAUUAUUCAAAGGAGGUGAUUUGGGAAAGGUAUCAAAGACAAUUACUAAAACAAUUCAAUCUCAAUCUAAUGGAACUGCAGAAACGACAGAAGACAAACAAGGAAAAAAUCUGCAUGAUGAUGUUAUUCACAUAGUUAUCUUGGUGGUUCAUGAAAUGGAAGAACACUUUUACGUUUAUGCUUUAUAA
Schistosoma rodhaini is the source of this 579-nucleotide messenger RNA. NCBI's taxonomy places the organism in Eukaryota, Metazoa, Platyhelminthes, Trematoda, Strigeidida, Schistosomatidae. The record is from the annotation of a GenBank genome assembly.